CCCAAGCUGCAGCACAGCCAGUCCAUCCUCAGGAAGCAGGCCGAGGAGAAGGCAGUCAAAUGCUCCCGAUCCCUGUCUGAGAGCUAUGAGCUGUCAGCCGACCUUCAGGACAAAAAGGUGGAGAUGCUGGAGCGUAAGUACGGAGGCCGUUUCAUAGCGCGUCAUGCGGCCCGCACCAUCCAGACAGCCUUCCGCCAGUAUCAGAUGAACAAGAACUUUAAACGUCUCCGCAGUUCCAUGUCCGAGAACCGCAUGUCCCGACGUAUCGUCCUGUCCAGCAUGAGGAUGCAGUUCUCCUUGGAAGGCCCUGAGAAGGUUCACCAGUCCUCCUCCCUCACCGACAACGGAACCAAACACCUGGGGGCCCUGGUCCAAUCAGAAUGCAGCACUGACCUGGGGGGUGUGGUCCCAGGUACUAUGAAGUCACCUGUGGUGGCCCAGAACUCUGACUUCACCGACGCUAUAACGGAGCUGGAGGACGCGUUCUCCCGUCAGGUCAAGUCUCUGGCCGAGUCGAUAGACGAUGCUCUGAAUAGUAGGAGUCUGCACAGGGAGGAGGGGGGGGCAGGAGAGACGAGGCAAGGGGGGAGAGGACACCCCGACCUGGACAAAGACCGAGACAGAGAGCUGUUCACCUACCAGGUCAAACCCUCCUCACACAGCAGCGCGGAACACCACAAACUGGAUGAGAUGACAGCAUCAUACAGCGAUGUGACUCUCUACAUCGAUGAGGAAGAGCUGUCCCCUCCUCUUCCUCUGUCUCAGUCCCUGGACCAUCCCUACUCUCCUCUCCCCCUGUCUCAGUCCCUAGAGCGCCCCUACACCCCCCUACCAUUGGUAGACCGGCCCUCCUCCAAAGAGUCGGAGCUGCGUUUGCGUUCUCUCUCCUGGUCUCUGGUCCAUAAGGAUGAUAAAGGUCAGGGGUCAGACACCUCCUGCUGCAGCACACCCUCCCUGAAGCAGCAGGAGCAGAGGCUUAGGGUCGACCACCUCCCGCUGCUGACUAUCGAGCCGCCCAGCGACAGCUCCGUGGAGCUCAGUGACCGUUCCGACCGCUCCUUUCUGAAGAGGCAGAACGCCUACGAUCGCCAGCCCAUUAGUCAGCCAGCCAGCCCCAAACAUCCCCCUCUUCACCCCUCCUCCUUGUCUCACCCCCGUGGCCUGCCCCCCAAGGGAACCUCCAGGAAUGAGGAUGGUCCCCGCCACCGGCCACGAACACUAGAGGCCCACCUGGCGAUCAACGGGAUGGCUAACCGGCAGAGCAAGUCAGAGUCUGACUUCUCAGAUGGGGACAAUGACAGUAUAAACUCUACAUCUAACAGUAAUGACACUAUUAACUGCAGCUCUGAGUCCUCCAGUAGAGAACAGACCCUCAGAAAACAGACCUAUCACAAAGACACACGCAACAGCUGGGACUCACCGGCCUUCAGUAAUGACAUCAUUAGGAAGAGACACUAUCGCAUCGGACUAAACCUGUUUAACAAGAAGCCAGAGAAGGGUUGUCAGUACCUGACUGAUCGAGGGUUUGUCCCAGACACUCCAGUGGGAGUGGCUCACUUCCUGCUCCAGAGGAAGGGCCUGAGCAGACAGAUGAUUGGAGAGUUCUUGGGGAACAGGCAGAAACAAUUCAAUAGAGACGUCCUGGAUUGUGUGGUGGAUGAGAUGGAUUUCUCGGCCUUGGAACUAGACGAGGCUCUCAGGAAGUUCCAAGCUCACAUCAGAGUCCAGGGAGAGGCCCAAAAGGUGGAAAGACUCAUAGAAGCAUACAGCCAGAGGUACUGUAUCUGUAACCCCGGGGUGGUACGACAGUUCCGUAACCCCGACACCAUCUUCAUCCUGGCGUUCGCCAUCAUCCUCCUCAACACUGACAUGUACUCUCCCAACGUCAAGCCGGAGAGGAAGAUGAAGCUGGAGGACUUCGUCAAGAACCUCAGAGGUGUGGAUGAUGGAGGGGACAUCCCACGGGAGAUGCUGACAGGAAUAUAUGAGAGGAUCAGGAAGAGAGAGCUGAAGACCAACGAAGAUCACGUCUCUCAGGUCCAGAAGGUCGAGAAACUCAUUGUUGGGAAGAAACCGAUUGGUUCUCUGCACCAUGGUCUAGGCUGUGUUCUGUCCCUGCCACACCGCAGGCUGGUGUGUUACUGCAGGUUGUUCGAGGUUCCAGAUCCCAACAAGCCUCAGAAACUGGGUCUGCACCAGAGAGAGAUCUUCCUCUUCAAUGACCUGGUGGUGGUGACAAAGAUCUUCCAGAAGAAGAAAAACUGUGUGACGUACAGCUUCAGACAGUCCUUCUCCCUUUAUGGGAUGCAGGUGCUGCUGUUUGAGAACCAGUACUAUCCCAACGGCGUGCGGUUAACAUCGGCGGUUCCCCGAGCGGAUAUCAAGCUUUUAAUCAACUUCAACGCUCCCAACCCUCAGGACAGGAAGAAGUUCACUGACGACCUGAGAGAAUCCAUUGCUGAGGUCCAGGAGAUGGAGAAAUACCGCAUAGAGUCGGAGCUGGAGAAGCAGAAGGGCGUGGUCCGUCCCAGCCUAUCACAGAGCUCGGGGCUGAAGAAGGACUCUGGGAACGGCCAAUUGGGUCGCGGCAGCCUUGAUGACAACUACGCCAUGGGGGAGGGGCUAAAGAGGAGUGCCCUCAGCAGCUCGCUACGAGACCUCUCAGAUGCAGGGCUCCAUCAUUAGCAACCCCAGUCCCCACAUGAGACGCAGAGCCACGUCUUCCCGAGACAGAGACGGUCCUUCCAGAGGACACUCCGUCCCCAACACCUCCUCUUCCCUCCUGGGCUCUUUGUUCGGGACCAAGAGGGCCAAGU
This is a messenger RNA of Salmo salar (Atlantic salmon), 2816 nucleotides long. NCBI's taxonomy places the organism in Eukaryota, Metazoa, Chordata, Actinopteri, Salmoniformes, Salmonidae. The record is from RefSeq and is a predicted model, not a curated record.